Messenger RNA from Meloidogyne enterolobii, 2325 nucleotides. The record is from the annotation of a GenBank genome assembly. NCBI's taxonomy places the organism in Eukaryota, Metazoa, Nematoda, Chromadorea, Rhabditida, Meloidogynidae.
GAUUGUUUAAUCUUUAUAAAAAUUAUUUAUUUUUUCUAGAUUUAUUCUUUAAAAAAAGGAUGCAGUCACCAAAUAGUUGCGACACAAAAAUUCCAAUAAAUCCGACUUGGAAGCAACAGACUGCAUCAAAUAACGUUAAAAUGUCUUCAGAUUUAACUUCAACAGAUAAUAAUUCUGAUUCCUGUUCGAGUGACGAAGUUAUUGUUGAUGGAUAUAUUGAAGAAAGUAUUCCAACUUCUAAUCGAUGCAGAAUACGUACAAGAACGAUUUCAAACUCGAAGGCUGACGAAGAGGAUGUUUUUAUGACUGAGACUGGACGAAAAGUUUAUACAAAAGGACGUCCUCCCUGGUAUGAUAGAGCUGGAAAACGUCUAAAAAAGUCUUAUUUAAUUGGAAUUUGUGGGGGCUCUGCUUCUGGUAAAACAACUGUCGCCCAAAAAAUUAUUGAGAGAUUGGAAAUGCCUUGGGUAACUGUACUUGCUAUGGACUCUUUUUAUAAUGUUUUGAAUGAAGAACAACACCAUUUGGCUGAUAAACAAGAAUAUAAUUUUGACCAUCCAAAUGCUUUUGACUUUGAUUUACUUUACGAAACACUUUUACGUUUAAGAGAUGGCAAAUCAGUUGAAGUUCCCGUCUACGAUUUUACAACACACAAACGUUCAAAAAAUCCAAAAUUAAUGUAUGGCGCUGACAUUUUAAUUUUUGAGGGAAUUCUUUCUUUUCAUACACCGGAAAUUGUAUUUGUUGACACUGAUUCUGAUACUAGAUUGGCCCGUCGUUUACAAAGAGAUAUUUCCGAAAGGGGAAGAGACGUUGCUGGUGUUUUGGAUCAAUAUAUCAAAUUUGUGAAACCAGCAUUUGAUUCUUUCAUUGCUCCAUCAAUGAAACAUUCUGAUAUAAUAGUGCCGAGAGGAGGAGAGAAUUUGGUGGCGAUUGAUUUAAUUGUUCGGCAUAUUAAAAAUCAACUGACUGAACGAGGUUAUUAUGGUUGUCAACACACUCGAAAUGGUUCUUCCCCUUCACUUCCUGAAUCCCCUUCUAGUAUUGAACCUCCAGUCAAAUUACCUUCUUCACUUCAUAUAAUAAGAAAUUGUUCUAGUGCCAAAAAGUUUCAGGCUUUCCUUCGCUCUUGGAAAGAUAAUGGAAAAACAAAUAUAAUGGAAGAAGUGAUGAAACAUGCAGAAUUAAUUCUUCCUGAAUUGAUUGAACAGGCAUUGAGUUUGUGUGGUAGUCAACAUGAAAUUGUGCAAAUGCAAAAUACUGACAAUGACAACAACGUUAAUGGCCAAAAAUAUAAUGGAAAAGUUUGUGGAGUUACAAUUAUGGUUACUGGCGAUUCAUUAGAAAAAUCUCUUCGGUCUUUAACUGGAAAAUUUGGAACCCUUUUAAUUCAAACAAAUGAACAAACACAGGAUCCAGAACUUUAUUAUUUGCGUUUGCCAAAGAAAUUGAAUCAAUACAAAAUUAUUUUGAUUGACACAACUGUUUUGACUGGGGCCGGGUUCCCCGAACCCCAGUCUUUUUGUCGACCCGGUACCCGAUCCGAACCCGACCUGACUUUUUUCUCAACCCGGCCCAUCCCUGCUACCUAUCCUAUCUCUAAAUUUUUUGUUUUAGGCGCUGCCGCAAUAAUGGCUAUUCGAAUUCUUUUGGACCACGAUGUUCGUGAAGAAGAUAUUUUGUUUGUUUCUUUACUUAUGACAGAAGCAAGUGUUCACUCAUUAGCUUAUGCAUUCCCUAAAGUCAAACUUCUAACAACUGCAGUCCAUCAUACAUUAAAUAAACAAUUUAGUGCUAGAUGUCGUUCAAAUAAUUUUGUUGAAAUUCCAAAUUUUGGUGCUGAGGCAGUUGGUUUAGUUACUACAGAUGAUGAAGAUGAACGGGCAGAAACUGGAGUUAAUGUGGCAAGUUAACUGAUAAGGAGAUUUUUUUAUUAAAAAUUAGGAAAUUUAAAAAGAGAAGGUAUGGCAUUUGUGGGCGAAACAUUUUUUGUCAGAAUUAUUUACUAAAAAUCGAGGAAGCCAUUGAAUAAAUUUUUAUUGAGUUUCGUCCGCAACUGUUAUAUUUUUUCGUAACUAAAUUAAGAGAAGAAACUUAAUUUAAAAUCCAAAACCAUUUUUUAUACCAAAAUUAAUUUAGCAAUUUAUUUUUAAUUUUUAAAGCUUUUCAUUUUCUUUCCAUUUUCUGAAGUUUUAUUUAAAAAUAUCCAAAAUUUUCUUUAAUUUAUAUCUUUAUAGUAUUUAUUUAAAAUUUAUUUAUUUUUUAUUUUCUCGCCAUUUUUCUAAAGCCACAUUUUUGCUUCAACUUUUUAACCAAAUUUGUUUU